Molecule: messenger RNA, 642 nt
Organism: Leptinotarsa decemlineata (Colorado potato beetle)
Lineage: Eukaryota; Metazoa; Arthropoda; Insecta; Coleoptera; Chrysomelidae
Gene: Nxt1
Product: NTF2-related export protein 1
Biological process (GO): nucleocytoplasmic transport
Source: RefSeq, a predicted model, not a curated record
AAGCAGAAGAAGUACUUUUGAUUUUUGGGUUUUGUUUACCAGAGAUCUUAGUUUACAACCUAAACAACCUUAAAUUUGAUAUAUACAAAUUAUAUUACAUUACAGUUGAAGUAAUGUUGAACAGUUCAUCUAUUUAACAAAGUAGCCCAGUUGUAUAAAAUUUUAUAAGACAUGGAUCAGAUUAAAUUGAAAAUUGACCAAGCUUGCAGAGUAGCUGAAGAAUUUACUAAACUUUAUUAUGAGACUGUGGACAAAAGACGACAUUUGAUAUCAAGAUUAUACCUGGAUACUGGAGUGUUGGCCUGGAAUGGUAAUGGUGUAACUGGUAAUGAAAAUAUACUGAAAUUCAUGAUAGAUUUGCCUGCAACAGAUCAUGUUAUAAAUACGCUAGAUGCUCAGCCGAUAUUAGAUUCAGCUGUUAAUGGACAAUUAACUUUCAUGAUUCAAGUAACCGGAUCGGUCAAGUAUCAAGAAAAGACCCCAAAAUCUUUUCAACAGAACUUUAUAGUGACUGCUCAAGGAGACAAGUGGAAAGUUGUGAGUGACUGCUUCAGGCUACAAGAACCUCUCAAUUCCCAAAAUAAAUGAUGUUAAGGAUAAGAUAGGACUAAUAAACAAAUAAAAGAUACUAUUCAAAUUUUA